UGCCACUGAUCAUGUUCCUGAAUUCAGUUUAAGUGACAAUGCCAACAGCCUCCUCAUCGUCUCUCAGGUGAAGAGAUGCCAGAUGAAAGAUGCCUUGGGGACUCUUAAGGGCAUGUUACAGGCUGAUCAGGUGCCCAGUCAGUUAGCCAUCACUCGACUGGUCCAGGGUCUCGCUAGUGAAGGAAACACACAGGACAUCCAGGAAGUGGAGGCCUUGGUGAAGACUUUAGGCUCCAUCAAGCUGUCCAGCAUGUUAUUUGUCAACAAUGCUGCUCUCGCUCAUAUUAAAAAUGAGGACAUUGACAGUGCGGUGGAGCUGUUGGAGUCCUUUUACAUUCAGAACACCGAUAAUCAGAAAUCCAGUAUUUCUUUUGUUUUCCGCAAAGUUCUAGAUGCCAACAAUGAUGCUGCACUAGAUAAAUGUAAGACCCACACACCACCUCUUCAUCAAUAUCAGUGGUUCUCAACCAGGGAUGCUCG
Molecule: messenger RNA, 480 nt
Organism: Sinocyclocheilus grahami
Lineage: Eukaryota; Metazoa; Chordata; Actinopteri; Cypriniformes; Cyprinidae
Product: leucine-rich PPR motif-containing protein, mitochondrial-like
Exons: 3
Source: RefSeq, a predicted model, not a curated record